Molecule: messenger RNA, 378 nt
Organism: Bipolaris sorokiniana ND90Pr
Lineage: Eukaryota; Fungi; Ascomycota; Dothideomycetes; Pleosporales; Pleosporaceae
Exons: 1
Coding region: 86-343 (85 amino acids)
Source: RefSeq, a predicted model, not a curated record
GGCUGGGAAAUGCUGAUAUUCCUUCGUCUCCUGUUCAGGCAGGCCAUCAUCAUCCUCACCAUCAACUCUCCUCAACCCCCCCUCUAUGACCUUCCAUAUUCCCCCUCUCCUCUUAUCCACUCUCUCCCACUCCUUUUCCCUCUCCAAACCCUUCCACAAUCUAUCUUCUCCGCAGCCAAUCCUACAACGCACACACCCCACCGAACACACAUGCACCCGCGAAACAGCAACGCACCUACCCCCCUUCCUUGCUUCUUCCCUAGUACUAACCCCGCGAGUAUCCCUCGGAUCACGGCAAGCAUCUCCAGCUACGAGCACCAACAAUGAAAUUACCACAAUUUGAACAGGAAUAAGGAGGAUAGGUAUGAGGAUGGUAGC